Messenger RNA from Helianthus annuus (common sunflower), 1011 nucleotides. RefSeq lists its product as uncharacterized. The coding region runs from base 1 to 1011 and encodes 336 amino acids. The record is from RefSeq and is a predicted model, not a curated record. Lineage: Eukaryota; Viridiplantae; Streptophyta; Magnoliopsida; Asterales; Asteraceae. The transcript has 3 exons.
AUGCCGCCGAGAUUUCUGAGAGGACGUGACAAAGGCCCAGUUACGGGUCACGAUCAUGAAGCCGGGCCCUCACACCGGCGAACACCUUCCAUCACCAUGAGUACUAGCCCACAGGAGCCAUGGAGACUCUACGUGGAACCAGGGAGGCGGUCAGUCUCUCUCAGUUCCUCACAUUCGUAUCAGCAUUCUUUUGGGCCCCAAUCAGAGAACGAGCCCAACAACCAACCACCUUCUUUCAUACCCUUACAGAGGUCCAACUCUCACCACUCUGUUGGUGACCCUACCCCAGCAUUUCAAAGUCGGUUCAACCCGGCUAACUACCUUCCAGAACCCAUAGGUAACAAUCAAACGGGUGAGGGUUUUUGGAAAUCGGUAUUGGCGAAGUUUCUUAAGCUAAUGGAACAAGGACCGUAUCGAGAUCUCGACUCGGUAUCGUCGAAAUGGCGAAAGAUGAAUGGGUCCGUCAACAAGUUUUCGGAGGAAUAUAAUAAAAUAUAUACAAGUGGGCAUCGUAGUGGGAUGAGCGACGAGGAUGUCUUCAAAAAGGCAUUGGAAAAUUACAAGACGAACCAUAAAAUUACGUUCGCACACGUUCGGGCUUGGGAAGUUAUGCGAACCGCCCCAAAGUGGGUGCCAGUUCCGAACGAGGUGGAGAUGGCAAAACAAGAGUACGCCGUAAGGGAAGCGGAACGUCCCCCGGGCCUGGACAAAUCAAAGAGGGAGGCGGCCUCAAAGAAAGAAAAGCAAAAGGUUAGCGAUUCGAAGAUGAAGGAGUUUAUGACGCAAUUUAAAACUUACACGGAGGUCGCGGCCCAAAAGGCGAAGGCGAAGGAACGGGCGGUCGAAGAAAAGGCACGCGUGGCGGGAGAAAAGUUACGAUUGGCCGAUGAUAAGGUUCGGCUCAAAGAGUGGGAUAUAUUGACGAUGGAUAUUGAUAAUUAUCCCGAACCAAAACGUUCCACUUUAAAGAAAUUGCAAGAAGACAUCAUGAAGAAGCAUCAAAGUAGAUGA